Centropristis striata (black sea bass) is the source of this 1491-nucleotide messenger RNA. It is a transcript of the gene rskra, whose product is annotated as ribosomal protein S6 kinase related a. Gene Ontology annotation, biological process: protein phosphorylation. Lineage: Eukaryota; Metazoa; Chordata; Actinopteri; Perciformes; Serranidae. Gene Ontology annotation, molecular function: protein serine/threonine kinase activity; ATP binding. The record is from RefSeq and is a predicted model, not a curated record.
GGGACAGAGUGAUGAUUGAUCAUUAAUCUGACAGCUCUAACUGGAGCGGAAUCAGCUCUCUCGUUGCUCUGCAUGACUCUGUGCAGACACGCUGCAAACAUUUCUCUCUCCUCACUCACAAAAACACGGACACGUGGAGCAGAGAUGAUGGCCGAGACAGGAUCGAGCAGGACGCCAGAGGAAGAGCUGAAUUUGUCGCUUUUUUACUCAUUUUUGCGUGAUUUUGUUGUUGCUUUCUUUAUGGGCAGCGAUACCAGUAAAAACAGCAAGAGCGACGGACCACCUGCUCAGCGUCGACUCAGUCAUGGCUUCCUCUCAAACGUGAGGGUCUCCAUCACUCACAGACUUGGACACUCGGCUGUGUUUUCUCGGCCUGUGGGACCGGACAGCAGACCGUCUGUCCCCAAACUCCUGCUGCCUCCAGAGGACGCAGAGAAGACUCCCCCGGCUUUCAUCUCUGCCUUUCUGCCUGAGUUCCCACAGCGUAAACUUCCCGAAAGAGACCACUUCCAGAUCCUGGGCUUCAUAGCCAAAGGCUCAUAUGGACCCAUCUUGAAAGUGAAAGACAUUUUUAAAGAGAAGACCUACGCCGUUAAGGUUCUACCAAAGUCAGACAUCUUGAAACAUGGAGCGCUGCAGCAAUGCAAAGAAGAAGUCAUCAUUCAGCGGCAGCUCAAACACCCAUUCAUCCACAAUCUGCAGGACUGCUGGCAGACACAGCGCCAUCUCUUCAUUAUGUGCGACUACUGCAGUACUGGAGACUUGUACACUUACUGGUUACUAAAGGGCCACUUUGGGGAGGAUGAGGUUCGGCUCUUUGCUGCAGAGCUGGGAGGUGCUCUGGGAUUUCUGCAUGACUUAGGGAUCAUACAUAGAGAUGUAAAGAUGGAAAACAUCCUUUUAAGUGAUCAAGGUCACCUUCGGUUGUCUGAUUUUGGGCUCUCGCGGCGGCUGAAACGAGGAGGAAGAGCGUUUACGAUAUGUGGGACAAUCCAGUACAUGGCUCCUGAAGUUUUAAGUGGGGGUCCGUACAGCCACGCCGCUGACUGGUGGUCCCUUGGCAUCAUGUUGUUCACACUGGUGACAGGAGAGUUUCCAGUACUUGCAGAGUCGGACCACCGCAUCAUGUUGAACAAGGUCACAGCUUUCCCUUAUGUCCUUCCUGAAACCUUCAGCUCUGCUCUGAUCCUUCUGCUCACUGAGCUUUUGUGCAAGAAUCCAGUGAACCGGCUUCGUAACCUCGAGUGUUUCAAGAUGCAGGCCUUCUUCCGCGGCACUUCAUUCGACUCUCUCAUCCUUCAAAAGACACCUGUCGAUGUCAUCCUGGAGCUCAGGACUCACCCUGAUCGUGCCGCCAAAGCAAUGAGAGGCCUUUCAUCGGACGACUUUGAAAACUUUGACUGCGAUAAAAUCCUUUACUCCCCUACAACUCCCACUGAACUGUCUCACAUGGAGCUGAGCCCAACAACAGAACAGGCUUGUAAAGCAUAA